AUGGGCGGGCUCCAGGCGAGCCAGCAUGCGCCCCAGAUGGGUGGCCAGCAGCAACAGCAGCAACAGCAACAGCAGCAGCAGCAGCAACGCAAGACCCUCUUCACCCCUUAUCUGCCGCAAGCCACGCUCCCCGCCCUCCUGGGUGACGGACAGCUCGUUUCUGGCGUCCUUCGCGUGAACAAGAAAAACAGAAGCGACGCGUAUGUCUCGACCCAGGACGGUCUUCUGGAUGCCGACAUCUUCAUCUGCGGCAGCAAGGACCGCAACCGUGCCCUCGAGGGAGAUCUUGUCGCCGUCGAGCUUUUGGACGUCGACGAGGUAUGGUCUCAGAAGCGUGAGAAGGAAGAGAAGAAGAAGCGCAAGGACAUCACCGACACCCGUUCCGGAUCCACUGCUGGUACCAACCAAGGUGGCGGCAAUGGUGAUGAUAACGGCACUGGCGAAGGCGGAAUCCGACGACGGGGUAGUCUCAGGCAGCGGCCCACUCAGAAGAAGAACGACGACGUCGAGGUCGAAGGCCAGAGCCUGCUCCUUGUGGAAGAGGAAGAGAUCAACGACGAGGCAAAACCUCUUUAUGCCGGCCACAUUGUCGCCGUUAUUGAGCGUGUGCCAGGUCAGAUGUUUUCCGGCACCCUGGGCUUGCUUCGCCCCAGUAGCCAGGCAACCAAGGAAAAACAGGAGGCCGAGAGGGCCGCGCGCGACGGCAGCAUGUCGCGGCACCAUGAUUCGCGGGCCCAAGAAAAGCCCAAGAUCGUGUGGUUCAAGCCGACCGAUAAGCGUGUCCCCCUAAUUGCUAUCCCUACGGAGCAGGCUCCUCGCGACUUUGUCGAGAAGCACCAGGACUAUGCGGACCAGAUUUUUGUGGCCUGCAUCAAACGCUGGCCUAUUACGUCGCUGCAUCCGUUCGGUACCCUGGUUGAGAAGCUUGGUAAAAUGGGCGACCUCAAAGUUGAGACAGAUGCCCUCCUUAGGGACAACAACUUCUCAUCCGACGAGUUUGCCGAAGCCGUGCUGCGCAGUGUUAACCUCCAGGACUGGAGCAUCGCCAAGGAAGACGAAGUCGCCCUCGCAGCUCGCCGGGAUUUCCGGAACGAGAAGGUCUUCACUCUCGACCUGAAUGGUUCGGAGGAGCUCGGAAACGGUGUCCACGUCAAGUCAUUGCCUGACGGCAAGAUCGAAAUUGGUAUCCACGUGCCGGAUGUUACCCAUUUUGUCAAGCCAAACUCGCUUCUUGACCGCGAAGCAAAGAAGCGUGGCACUGCCGUUCAGCUCGCCAACAGAUUCUGCGCCCUCCUUCCCCCGAAGGUCUCAGGCGAAGUCUGCUCGCUCACUCCGAACCAGGAUCGCCUGGCCGUCAGCGUUGUUUUCUCGGCCAACCCGCUCACCGGUGCUGUUGCCGAAGGAGAUGUCUGGAUCGGGAAGAGUAUUGUUAAGAGCGGCGGCAGGCUCUCGCUGUCGCAGAUGGAUGAGGCCAUCUCCGGCGCUGCUGAGUUCACUCACGACGCCGCAGAAGCAAAAGACAUCCAGCUCCUCAAUGUCCUAACGGAAAAGUUCCGUGAGGCACGUCUGGGUGCUGGCGGCGAACCCAUUGCCCCCCUCCGGCUCCUGCAACAGCUUGACGAUGAGAACAUCCCCGUCAAGCACAACGUCUUUGACACGACCUCGGCGACCGAACUUGUCGAGGAGCUUAUGCACAAGGCCAAUGCAUAUGUUGCUCAGCGUUUGGCUACCGCCCUCCCCGAUAAAGCGCUGCUACGUAGACACGCGGCACCCAACUCGCGUCGCCUACAAACUUUUGUGGAACGCAUGACGGCGCUUGGCUACGAGUUCGAUCCCUCGAGCAGCGGAACGCUCCAGAACAGCCUCUUCAGGGUCGAAGAUGCUGACAUCAGGAAGGGCAUGGAGACACUGCUGCUCAAGUCGAUGCAGAGGGCGAAGUAUUUCAUUGCGGGCAAGACGGCUCAGCACCUCUGGGCCCACUACUCACUCAACCAGCCGCUCUACACCCACUUCACCAGUCCGACCAGACGUUAUGCUGAUGUUCUGGUCCACCGUCAACUCGAGUCCGUCCUGGAAGACAAGGUAGAGUACAACGAAGACGUAGAGAAUCUUGUCAAGACAGUCGAGGCUUGCAACACCAAGAAGGAUUCGGCUCAGAACGCGCAAGAACAGAGCGUCCACAUCGAGGCGUGCCGCGCCAUGGACAAAAAGCGCCAGGAAGUGAACGGCGACCUCAUCAGCGAAGGCAUUGUUCUUUGCGUGUACGAGUCGGCGUUCGAUGUUCUCAUUCCCGAGUGGGGCUUCGAGAAGCGGGUGCACUGCGACCAACUGCCCUUGAAGAAGGCCGAAUUCCGUAAAGAGAAGAGGAUCUUGGAGCUGUACUGGGAGAAGGGCGUGCCCAGCUCGGCGUACGUCCCCGAAGACGAGCGCCCCAAGGCGGGCAUGUCCCAGCGGUAUUCCAGCGCGAUGGUGGCGGCUCGCAAGGCCGAGGAAGCGGAGAAGGCCAAGAAAGAACGCGAGGAAGCCACCAGAAAGCAGACCGAGACAGGCACCAUGUCGACGGAUGACGUCGAUGCCCUGUUUGAUGAUGACGAAGAAAAUGCGUCCGACAACGCGUCCGACAUCACCGAAGCGAUGGCUGGAGCGUCGCUCGCCGAGCGACCGACGCAGAGCGUCCCUGGGUCGCCGACCCGGUCCUCGGCGGGUGCGGCCGGCAACCUCCACCGCACGCGGUCGGAUUCCAAGGUGCCCACGGCCGACGCGCCGGAGACGCGCCUGACGAACAAGGAGAAGUACUUGAAGCUGUUCACGCUCAGAGAGGAAGGUGGGGACUACAUCCAGGAUGUGACGGAGAUGACACGGGUCCCGGUCAUCCUGAAGACGGACCUCAGCAAGAGCCCCCCAUGCUUGACCAUCCGGUCUCUCAACCCCUAUGCGCUCUAG
Molecule: messenger RNA, 2943 nt
Organism: Chaetomium globosum CBS 148.51
Lineage: Eukaryota; Fungi; Ascomycota; Sordariomycetes; Sordariales; Chaetomiaceae
Exons: 3
Coding region: 1-2943 (980 amino acids)
Biological process (GO): mRNA catabolic process
Cellular component (GO): P-body; exosome (RNase complex)
Molecular function (GO): 3'-5'-RNA exonuclease activity; RNA binding
Source: RefSeq, a predicted model, not a curated record